This is a messenger RNA of Striga asiatica, 1874 nucleotides long. The record is from the annotation of a GenBank genome assembly. Lineage: Eukaryota; Viridiplantae; Streptophyta; Magnoliopsida; Lamiales; Orobanchaceae.
CAGUUAUUCAUUAUUAACUUUUUAUUCAAUUUCCAAUAAUUAUAACUAAUUAAAAUAAACAUUCAAUUUUCACGGAGCUCGCCGUCUCUAUCACCGCCAUUCUUCAGCUUAAACGCGCCUUAUCCUUCUCAUCCCCGCGGCUUUAUUCUGCAAAUCCGUUUAUUAGAGCUAACAAAUUCCGGCGAAAUCUAUCAGAAUCUGCUCUGUCAAUCAUGGCGACUGCUUCAGUUUUAUUGGAUUUGGUCAAAAUUGAGAUUUUUGGUUUGGGAAUUUCAGUGGCUUUCAAAUCAAGGGAGGAUCACAGGAAACAGCUCGAACUAGAGGAGGCGCGUAAAGCAGGUCUUGCGCCAGCUGAAGUGGAUGAAGAUGGAAAGGAAAUCAAUCCUCACAUUCCACAGUAUAUGUCAUCAGCUCCUUGGUAUCUCAAUGCAGAGAGACCGAGUUUGAAACAUCAAAGGAAAUGGAAAUCGGAUCCAAACUAUACAAAGUCGUGGUAUGAUAGAGGUGCAAAGACUUUUCAGGCGGACAAGUACAGAAAGGGUGCUUGUGAAAAAACAAAGAAAGUUGACACUGUGGUUUUAACUCUGACCUUGUGUCCUUACUACAGCUGUGGAGCAAUGACUCAUGGUAAGAAGUCAUGUGUGGAGAGGCCACGCAAAUUGGGAGCUAAGUGGACUGGCAAAAGUAUUGCCCCAGAUGAGAAGAUAGAGUCCUUUGAGCUCGAUUAUGAUGGAAAAAGGGAUCGUUGGAAUGGUUAUGAUGCUGCAUCUUAUAAACAUGUAAUUCAGAUGUAUGAAGCCAGGGAUGAAGCAAGAAACAAAUAUUUGAAGGAGCAACAACUUAAAAAACUGGAAGAGAAAAAUAGCAACCAAAAUAACGAAGAGGGGGUUAGUGAUGAUGAAGAUAACGAUGAUUCACUGAGAGUUGAUGAGGCUAAAGUUGAUGAGAGCAAGCAAAUGGACUUUGCGAAGGUUGAAAAGCGUGUGCGCACAACUGGUGGUGGCAGUACUGGAACUGUUAGGAACCUGCGUAUUAGAGAGGAUACUGCAAAAUACCUUCUUAAUCUAGAUGUUAACUCAGCCCACUAUGACCCGAAGACCCGUUCUAUGCGUGAGGACCCUCUUCCAGAUAUGGAUCCUAAUGAGAAAUUUUAUGCUGGUGAUAACCAAAACAGGAUUAGUGGUCAAGCUUUGGAAUUCAAGCAGCUCAAUAUUCAUGCUUGGGAAGCAUUUGACAAGGGUCAUGACGUUCAUAUGCAAGCGGCUCCCUCACAAGCUGAGUUGCUUUAUAAGAACUUCAAGAUCAAUAAGGAGAAGUUGAAGUCUCAAACUAAAGAUACAAUCAUGGAGAAGUAUGGUAAUGCUGCCACUGAUGAGGUUCUUCCCCGGGAACUCUUACUGGGCCAGAGUGAGAGAGAAGUUGAAUAUGACAGAGCUGGUAGAAUUAUAAAAGGCCAGGAGAUGUCACUUCCGAAAAGCAAGUAUGAAGAAGAUGUUUAUAUUAACAACCAUACGAGCGUGUGGGGCUCAUGGUGGAAGGAUCAUCAGUGGGGUUACAAGUGUUGCCAGCAGACGGUUAGGAACAGCUACUGUACAGGUGUUGCUGGUAUUGAGGCUGCUGAAGCUGCAUCAGAUCUCAUGAAAGCCAAUAUUGCUCGCAAAGAAGCUAAUGAAGGACAAUCUGCACCGACUGAAGAGAAAAGGAUGGCAACAUGGGGAUCUGAAGUGCCUGAUGAUCUGGUUUUGGAUGAGGAGAAGUUGGCUGAAGCACUUCAGAAGGAGGAUGAAAGGAGGAGAGAAGAACGGGAUGAAAGGAAGAGAAAAUACAAUGUGAAGUGGAAUGACGAGACAUAUAGUGGUGUUACAGCUUCAUAA